Messenger RNA from Lethenteron reissneri (Far Eastern brook lamprey), 1544 nucleotides. RefSeq names its product mitochondrial transcription termination factor 1 (gene MTERF1). Gene Ontology annotation, biological process: regulation of DNA-templated transcription; termination of mitochondrial transcription. Gene Ontology annotation, cellular component: mitochondrial matrix. NCBI's taxonomy places the organism in Eukaryota, Metazoa, Chordata, Hyperoartia, Petromyzontiformes, Petromyzontidae. The record is from RefSeq and is a predicted model, not a curated record. Gene Ontology annotation, molecular function: double-stranded DNA binding.
CGUGCGCGCGGUGUCCCCAUUUUUUGUGGGCGAGUGGGAUCGAUUCGGUGUGCGGUGGGGCGACUCGCGUUGGAUUCUGAUGCGUCAGACAUGCUCGGCAGGCAGCCCUUUCACGUGAGGAGAAUCGUGGCACAAGGAUGCUUCUUCUACCUAAAAGUACAAACGACCCAUUUACAAAAUGGCUGGGUGGUACCCCGUACCCUCUCGAAAGCAAUCGGCCACCUUGAAGUGUGCGGGAAGGGGCAGGUUCGCUGCUGUCAAGCAACCAGUCAUCCCGCGGCCCGCGCAAGUGUGUCGGAGCCCUCCGCCGAGAUGAUGCAGAAGCUGGACGACCUUGGAGUGGAUCUCGCACUCCACAGGCAGGCACUCGGCGUUCUGAAGAAGCUGAAAGGCAGCGUCGACUUGAUCGAUUUCCUCAAGGGCAAAGGGGCCUCUCAGCAGGUGGUGGCCAGCAUCGUGUGCAGGUAUCCGCGCUCCCUCAGCCGCUCUGCCGAACACCUGGAGGAGCGGUGGACGCUGUGGAGAAAAUUCUUCAACUCCGAUGGAGACGUCCUCAAAAUCGUCAUGCGCUCCCCGGAGGCCUUCUUCCGUUCCUCGGACAACGCCACGUUGGCGGAAAACAUCGAGUACUUCACGUCGCUGGGGCUCGCCAAGAAGGACAUUUUGCGCAUUUUCUCCACCGCGCCCAGGGCGUUAUCCAACACCCCGGAGCUCAACAAGCAAAUGGUGGACUUUUUGAAAUGUACCUGCGUCUCGCUGGGAGGUGGCGAUCCCGACAUUUUUGUGCAACAGAUCAUUUCGCGGAACGUGUACAUCCUCAUCCGUAGCACCAAACGGGUCAAGACCAACAUGGAGUUCCUGGUGAAGCGGCUUCAGCUCACGGACAAGGAGCUGCUCGGCUUCCUGACGGCGAACAGCACCGACGCGCUUGACAUGUCCAGCGAGAGCCUCAAGAGGAAGCUCGAGGCCUUCUGGAGCGAGUGCCUUAAGCAAGGCUGCAACGACCAGGAGGUGAAGGUGUUCUUCAAGAAGUACUCCUACUUCCUCUACUUCUCCCUGGAGAAUCUGCUGGAGAAGUUGCGUUGCUUGCUGGCCUCGGGUAUCACCAUCCACCAGGUGCUGGAGAGGCCGCGUUGCCUGGAGUUCAGUUUGAAGACGCUGAGCCACCGCUUGCAAGUCCUCCAGAGCGUUGGCUAUGACUUUGAGAAGCACGGCAUCAACAUUUUGAACAGCAACAAGUGUAAUUUUCAGGCAAAGUUCACAAGGCUGCAGCCGGAUGCAUCCUGACUGAGAAAUGAACAUCAGAGUCGGUGUACUGGAAUUCUUUUAAUAUUGACGCAUCGGUUAAUUUGCAGAUGAGAUGCCAGACUUGAAAACAUUUGUCGUAAAAUAUUUGCUAUAUUUACGACUUGGUUUCCGUGUUAUUUGAGCAAAGCUGCGUUGAAAAUAACCCUCAGAAUAGAGGUUUUGUGCUGAAGCAGUAAUUUUCAAAGGAAACUAGUAGCUGUGAAUUUUUUCAACUUAAAUAAAAUGUUUGGUCAAUG